Molecule: messenger RNA, 6834 nt
Organism: Oncorhynchus tshawytscha (Chinook salmon)
Lineage: Eukaryota; Metazoa; Chordata; Actinopteri; Salmoniformes; Salmonidae
Product: ATP-sensitive inward rectifier potassium channel 12-like
Exons: 2
Coding region: 895-2196 (433 amino acids)
Biological process (GO): regulation of monoatomic ion transmembrane transport; potassium ion import across plasma membrane
Cellular component (GO): plasma membrane
Molecular function (GO): inward rectifier potassium channel activity
Source: RefSeq, a predicted model, not a curated record
GAGAGAGAGAGCGAGCGGGCAGUGAUCAACAGUGAGUGAGCGAGAGAUAGAACUGCAGCAGACCUGGAUCAGAUAGCAGAGAUAGAGAGAAAGAGCGAGAGACAGAGAAAGAAGAGAGGGUGACUGUGUGGAUUGGACAAGGUUGGGGGAAACAUUGAUUUAAACAAGUGGACCCCUCCAGAGAGAGAGAGAGAUCCCCAAAGAUCUUUCAGACCGGAAUAUCAUGCUUCUUUUCCCAGAAAAUUGUUAUCUAGAAAUGUUACCUUUGGUCAUUUGCGAAGGGCUACUUUCCUUCCCAAUUUUCCCAUCUGUCUAUUUCUGAAAACGAGAGCACCUAUCGAGUGCGUCUUGCUGGAACAGGUGUUGUGUUGUGCAGCGGUACGGUCCCUGUCCUGUCACUGCGUUGUGUUGUGCAGACACUUUUCCUGAACGGAGAAAGAGACUAUUGACGACCAGGACCAAUCGAGAUGAAGAAGCUCAGCGGGUUUUUCCGGUUCUGUCUCACUCGGAUGGAGUGGUUCUACCCAUAAGGGAUCUGAAGAGAAUUAGCCAGAACCCAGCAGAAAACAUGCUACAGUUUGGCUAAAGAACCUUAGCGAGCAGAAGGGGAACUGGAAAACCUCUGUGGAAAUCUCUGUACCUCUGUUCUAGAACAGUUGGAGAAAGGGGACUUUAACUUGAACAAAUAGGGAUCAUCACAUCACAAGGUCAGGAAGGGUGUGUCUAGGACCCAUUUGGCCACUUGGACAGAGAUCUGUUUUGGCAUCAGGGGGGAACCGCCUGUGCCCAUUUCCUGUAAUCCCCAGUGCUGUUUCCUGUGUCUUGCCUACCACUCUGACUGUUGAGUUGGAGCAGCGACUCUCUGGUGCCCCACUGGCUGAGCCUGGCUCGGUCAUGAGUGUGGUCGGGGCGCACCGCUACAGCAUUGUGUCCUCGGAGGAAGAAGGCCUGCGUCUCGGUGCCAUGCCUUCCGUCACAAUGGGCAAUGGCUUCGGUAACGGCAAGAUCCACACGAUGCGCCGCAAGUGCCGCAGCCGCUUCGUGAACAAGAACGGCCAGUGCAAUGUGCACUUCUCGCACAUGGACGAGAAGUCGCAGCGCUACAUGUCAGACAUCUUCACCACGUGCGUGGACAUCCGCUGGCGCUGGAUGUUCCUGAUGUUCACACUGGUGUUCGUGGUGUCCUGGCUGGCAUUCGGCCUGGCCUUCUGGGUCAUCGCUUUGCUUCAUGGAGAUAUGGACAACCCGGGUGGUGGAGACGAUAACUUCACCCCCUGCGUCCUGCAGGUCAACAGCUUCGUGGCCGCCUUCCUGUUCUCCGUGGAGACACAGACCACUAUUGGUUAUGGCUUCCGCUGCGUGACGGAGGAGUGCCCCUCAGCCGUCUUCAUGGUGGUCUUCCAGUCCAUUUUCGGCUGCAUCAUCGACUCCUUCAUGAUCGGUGCCAUCUUAGCCAAGAUGGCGAGGCCUAAGAAGCGUGCAGAGACGCUGCUGUUCAGCAACAAUGCAGUGAUCGCCAUGCGGGAUGGGAAGCUGAGCCUUAUGUGGAGGGUGGGCAACCUGAGGAAGAGCCACAUGGUGGAGGCCCAUGUCCGGGCCCAGCUCAUCAAGCCCCGCAUCACAGAGGAGGGUGAGUACAUCCCCCUGGAUCAGAUUGACAUCAACGUAGGGUAUGACACGGGCAUCGACCGCAUCUUCCUGGUCUCCCCGCUCACCAUUGUGCACGAGAUCGAUGAGGAGAGCCCCCUGUUCGGCAUCAGCAAGCUGGACCUGGAGUUGUCCGACUUUGAGAUAGUGGUGAUACUUGAAGGGAUGGUGGAAGCCACAGCCAUGACAGCGCAAGCUCGCAGCUCCUACCUGUCCUCAGAGAUUCUGUGGGGUCACCGCUUCGAGCCUGUCGUCUUCGAGGAGAAGAGCCAGUACAAAGUGGAUUACGCUCACUUCCACAAAACCUUUGAGGUGCCGUCCACCCCCCAGUGCAGUGCCAAGGACAUGGCGGAGAUGGAGGACGAGGACAAGGAUCCUACGCCCACAGCCAACUCUUUCUGCUAUGAGAAUGAGCUGGCUUUCAUCAGCCAGGACGAGGAAGAUGAUGAGGAGGGGCAGGAGGAUGGGGACAGGGUGCCAGAGCUGGAGAGACUGCAGGCCACCGUCAGCCUAGACCAGAGAUCAUAUCGUAGAGAAUCGGAGAUAUGACCUUUGACAUUUCAAAAUAGUUUUCUUGUAACUCAGUUCUAGCGGGUUGUUUUCCAUGUGAAUACAUGCAGAGCAAUGCAAGUGCCAUAUGAAACCCAUGACUUAUUGCAUCACGCUACAGCCAUGAGGAAGGAGGAAAUCACUCUAGAAACAGCCAUGAGUGGAGACAGCAGUGCUGCUUACUCAUAGCACGGAAUAACAGGAACAGUCAUCAAAAGACCCCUCUCUCUUUAAGAAAACUUUAAAACUUUUGGUCAUGAGAUGGUUUGAGGUAGGAGCUUUAUAUAAUGCAAUAUUCAUUGUCUAUUAGGAAAUAAUAUCUUAGCUAUAAAAAAAUAUAUAUUGAUUUCUUAGUUGAGUGUGUGAAGUAUUUUCAACAGAUCAAGAGGGUAUUUUGAGGGAUUCUUAUAACUGCCCUAUAUUGUAGUUUACAGAGUCAAAGACACAGAGUGUGCUUGAAAUAGAAACACUGGAUACUGCUGUUUAGUUAAACAUUUUCUAUAUGCACACCUGUAGUUUUAAAGGUGCUUUCCAUAAAUAUUGCCUGCUGCUAAUUAGCUAUUUGAAAUAAAUAUGAAAUAUAAACUUAAAAUUGGAAGAAUACAGUGAUAAAAUGCAUAAGUGCAUAAAUUGCAUAAUUGUGUUGUGUAUUUUGCAUUUCUAUACAAUUUGAAUCCUUUAGAAAGUGAACAAUUGAUAGCAUGAAAUUAGAUUUUUGUUAUAUUACUGGGAACCUGUAUAGAAAACAAUUAGUGGGCACAAUUCACUAUCAAGUGAACAAAACACUAUGUUUUGCUGUCUAAAUCACUCUCUAGCAAUUGCACCCCACCACUUUAUUUGUUUUGAACAGGGAAUCUGAUUGAUUUAGACAGCUCCAGUUAUUGCACACAGCUGAACGGCAGACCAGGCAGCAACAUUGAUAAAGCACAGUUACAGGUUGGCUCGUACCGAAAUCUAGCACAAAUAGAACAAAGCACUGCAUUAAGGGGCUACACUCGGCUACACUUGAAAAUCAAACAAAUUAACCCAUUAGCCACCGCACAGAAGCAAAAGAUUGGCUAACAAAAGAGCAGUAGCCUUAGCUGUAUAUUAGGCUACAUUUCAGCUGAUAAUACUAAAAUGGGAGUUGGCUGGGUGACUGAAGUUAAAGACCAGAUAAUAUAGAACUGUAGAAUUGACCUACUGACAGUCUUACCAAAAACCUUAAAACAGAGGAAAUAAGUGACAAGUGGGAAUAAAAGAGGGACAAAGAAAGAAGAGGAGAGAUUAAAGUUGGUAGGUAAAGUCAAUCAAUCAUCACGUAAGUAAAGUCUGGUACGGUACUAAAAAUGGGUAUAUAAUUUGCACUGUUACAUCUCCUUCCAGUGUUCACAUUGGCUGAGGAGACAUCAAUCAAGACAUGGGUCAUGUUCAUUGGGUACCAAAAGGGAGAAAAAAACAUAUGCAAUAGUAAACAAAAAAAAUGGUUUACUAUUGCAUAUGUUUUUAAACGUUGUGUGCCCUAAUGAACACGGCCAUGAGGUUGCUUAAAGAGGAGAUACCAUUGGACAUCCCUAAACAGACCCAAAGGAGGAAAUAGUGAGAAAUAGAAUAAUGGAGAGAGACAAAAGAGGAUUACAUUUGCGACCUGUUCUCCCACAAGGGCUCUUUGCAGACAGGCAGCACUUGGAGAAAUGAACAUGUCUAAUUACAGUACGGGGGAAUAUGUAACAUAAUUUAAAUAAAUUAAAUGUGUUGUAGAAAUAGAUUACUGCCUGCAAAACUUGUCACCACAAAUUAGAAAAACUCUGGGUGGGAAAUAGUGCCAAAUGGUACCUAUUCCCUAUAUAGUGCACUACUUUUGACCAGGACCCAUAGUACUUAUUCCCUACAUAGUGCACUACUUUUGACCAGAGCCCUAUAGGUGUGUAGGGAAUAGGAUGCCAUUUGUGACGCAGCCUAGCUCUUUCUGCGUUUCAUAUCUGAACUAUGCACCUUAGAUACAGUUUUGAGAAAAGAAGAGUGAAAACUAAUAACAACACGAAAACAAUACUAUAGAGUAAAGACACAGGUCAUUAAUUUAGGUUCAACACAACAGUAAGUGUACACCUGACAGAUUUGGACAUAUGUCAGUAAUAUGGUAGUAGACCAGACCCUCUCUUAGGUUAGGUUACUACUGUUUAACUUACACCAAUUUAUGCUACUCCAGUUUUGAACGGGAAUCAAGAAGUGUACGGUGGUCAGGACUAGUACUACAGUGGUUUAUGUUACUUUAAAACUGGGUUGUACAGUCCUGCUAUCCAGAAUAUGCCUUGUCUAUCAAGGUCCAUUCAGAUAAGCAUUAUUCUCAAGGUGAAGCUUGCUGUUGGCUUUUGUGGGCGUGUAUCCGAACCUCUCAUGCUGUAUCCAAUCCAAUCAACUGACUCUUAUUACUCAAACCCUUGGCGAUAGACAGAAGACAGGCCCAGAAUAGACCUCCUGAUGCUUCUUUUCUUUCAACACUUUCAAGCAACACAAAACUUUGGCUUCAAGCCCUAACUACCCUUCGGGACUCUUCUUCCCAAAUGAAACCUAAACCAAAGUUGUGUACUGGACUGUGUAGUCAGAGCCAGAUAAAGCUGGUUUUAGUGCAUGAGCUUGAGCAACACUCGUCCAUGUACUGUAUGUGUCAGGUUGCGAUAUCCAAAAUGGCACUCUAUUCCUUAUAUAGUGUACUAUGGUGCUCUUGCUCUGGUAGAGCAAAGUAAAAUAGAGUACUACAGUACAUAGGGAAUAAAGCGCCAUUAAGGGUGCACCCUCAGUCCUCCCUACAUACCCAACAGAGCCCCAGGACAUUGUAUGGAGGAUCCACAGACUGGUCAAACAGAUUACUGUUUUCUAGUAUAUUUUUGUAGAGUACCAGAAUUCCUUGUCCCUCCUACUGCACAAAGUAACUCACUAUAUAGCCCUAUAUGACCUAUAAUAGUUUUUGUGGCAAUCUUUCAUAGACUAGACAUUAGGGACAUAGAAAUGUAUUGUAUAGAAUGGCCAUCCCUUUUUGAAAAGCAAUGUUGGAUGGAUGCCAGUCAGAUGGCUAAUGAACUUGGAGGAGUAGUGGUUUGACAAAAUAUUCAAGUAAUUGUUGAUUUUUUUGUUUUGUUUCAGAACUUUGUGUAAUUCACACACCAUCUGAUCUGUUAAAUUGUGCGGCUAUAUCGUUUUGUUCAUAAUAAUUCAUGUGGAAUGGAGAGAACAUUAUCAAUACUUUGUCAUUCUUAACUAGCUCCCACAGUCUCACGUCAGAAUUAGACCAGUCAUCCAUGUCUCUCAAACGUCCAAUUUCUAAGUUCUUCCAAACGUCAAAUUGUGUACUUAGACAUUUUGCGGAGUUAAAAUCUCAAAAACAACUUUCUUUCACUGAAUUUGAACAUGCAACCUUUGACAGCAGAGACAGAUGCCUAUGCCUAUGCCUACCCACCAUCCAUGUCUAAGCAAAACCAAAACCUACUUGAAGGUAACAGCGCUCCCUGUUGCACCUAGUGGCCAGUUUUCACGUGAUAUCAGAUAUUGAUAUAUGUCGACUACUGACUGGUGGUCACGGGUGAACUGGCUGGUAAUUCUACAGCAUCACAUUAUUUUGUUUUCUGGGAAGGUUAAUGAAUCACAUGGCAAGGAAGAUCGGUUGCGUCCAAAUGGCACAAUAUUUCUUUAAUAAAGCACAACUUUGGGCCCUGGUCAAGGAAACGUGCUGAAAGGAAACGUGCUGCUACUACUGUACAAGGUGUCGUCUCUGUAACAAUGAUGGCAAUGGGCGAUCAUAGAGAUGCAAAACCAUUAUCAACAUCUGCUUUAUCCACAGUACCAUAGGGUAGUGGAUGACCAUUGAUGUUUAAUGUAACGAAUUAACACGUUUGACACCAAAUUCCCUAUAUAGUGCACUACCUAUGCCCUGGUCAAAAGUAUUUCACUAUGUAAGGAAUAGGGUGCCAUUUGGGACUUAGACUUAGUUGUCCAUGACUCUUAAUAAUACUCCCAUAUGGGUCCGUAGAUAGGACAGUCUGUCUAUGUGCAGUGGAAACUUACUUGCUCACUAUUUUCAUAAAUCAACACUAUUCUAUUUUUAUAUCAAUCUUGAUGAGCAGUUUUUUUUUCUUAAUAUCUCUGAAUAUGCUUGGAGUACGAGGAAAGGGGUUGAGUUAGCUUGAUACUUGAGCACAAACUGAAACUGCAAACCUGGGGAUGAGGAGAGGGAAUUGGGGGGAAGAUACAAACUGAAACUGCAUUCAAACUGAGCUUUUAGCACGUCAUAACUACUGAUCUAGAAUCUUAAAUCUAGAAUUAACAUACCAAUAACAUAAGCCAUCAGAUGAUACCAACCAGAGAGUUGUGGAGAUAUAAGAGAUGUCCGAGCUGCUCACUAAGUCUCUGAUUAAAACUAAUUGCUAUUUAUCUUCAGAAAGGAGAAGGGAUUCUGUAACUGACUCGACUGGAUGGACUGGUUGAACUUUGACCUCUAUCGGACGUCUUCCACUGUCUGAACGAGCCCGAGAUGCUGAUUUACACUGACUGGGUUGUUGUUGAUAUAUUUUUCUCCUACCUUUUGGUUUAUUUCAAUGAACAAUGAACGGCUGAAAACGUUAAUAAAUCAUUAAAAAAAAGAUAUAUAAUUACAAAACGUAA